AGCGGAGCCGGGCACAGGGCAGGGUGUUCCCUUUCCGCGCUCACCUCCCUUUCCCUCGGUGACCCGCGGGUGAACCUGCACCGGGAGGCCGAGACGGACUGCUGCCCGCCGCUCCUUCCUCCGCAGCCGGGCAGAAACACAAGCCGGCCCUUUCGAGGUGAAGCAGAGGACAGCGGAGGAAGCUCCUCCGCCGACGCGGCGGCUCCGCUGAGGCUUUGCCCAGAGCUCCGCGCCCCAGCCAGGGGCGCCCCCCGGCCCCGCUGCCCCGGCUCCGGCUUCUCGCUCCCCCGCCGUCCCCGACCGGUGACGAGAGGACGGGCGAGGGAGCCCCGCAGCUGGCAGCGAGCGGCGGCGCCGGGCUGGCAGCACCCGGGGGUGGCUGCCUCCGGAGCGAGGCAUUUCUCUGCCAGGCGCAGCCUGUGGAGCUCCAGCGAGCAUCAGCGAUAAAUCCGAGGUGGAGGCGGCCGGCCCCAGCCGUCGGCUGUCGGCAGCGUCCCUCGGGCCGCUCCCACCGGCACCUCUCGUCCCUUCCCUCACUUCCCCGGCGGCUGUCUGCGGCGGGCAGGAUGCGCCGCGCCGAGCAAACGGUUAAAGAUUUCGGGGGGAGGAGCCAGGCCCCAAUCCGCAAUUAAAGAUGAACUUUGGGUGAACUAAUUUAUCGGACCAAGGUAGGGUGGGCAGCAACCUGGGAAGGGUAUAAAAGGCGGCCCGCGGCGAGCCCGGCCCGCGCACUCGGAGCUCCCGGGGGGCCGGGCUGGACUCGCUCCCCAGCCAUGGGCUUCUCCGCCCUGCUCGCCAGCGCCCUGUGCACCUUCCUGCUGCCCCUGCUGCUCUUCUUGGCCGCCGUCAAGCUCUGGGACCUGUACUGCGUGAGCAGCCGCGACCCUAGCUGCCCGCUCCCGCUGCCCCCGGGCACCAUGGGGCUCCCCUUCUUCGGGGAGACGCUGCAGAUGGUGCUGCAGCGGCGGAAAUUCCUGCAGAUGAAGCGCAGGAAAUACGGCUUCAUCUACAAGACUCACCUCUUCGGGCGCCCCACGGUGCGAGUGAUGGGUGCCGAGAACGUGCGGCACAUCCUGCUGGGCGAGCACCGCCUGGUCUCCGUGCAGUGGCCGGCCUCGGUGCGCACCAUCCUGGGCUCGGGCUGCCUCUCCAACCUCCACAACGGGCAGCACAAGCACCGCAAAAAGGUGAUCAUGCGGGCCUUCUCCCGGGACGCCCUGCAGCACUACGUGCCCGUCAUCCAGGAGGAGGUGAGCGCCUGCCUGGCGCGGUGGCUGGGUGCCGCAGGGCCCUGCCUCCUGGUGUACCCCGAGGUGAAGCGCCUCAUGUUUCGCAUCGCCAUGAGGAUCCUGCUGGGCUUUCAGCCCCGCCAGGCCGGCCCCGACGGCGAGCAGCAGCUGGUGGAAGCCUUCGAGGAGAUGAUCCGCAACCUCUUCUCCCUGCCCAUCGACGUGCCCUUCAGUGGGCUCUACCGGGGCUUGCGAGCACGCAACAUCAUCCACGCCAAGAUCGAGGAGAACAUCCGUGCCAAGAUGGCCCGCAAGGAGCCCGAGGGUGGCUACAAGGACGCGCUGCAGCUGCUGAUGGAGCACACACAGGGCAACGGGGAGCAGCUCAACAUGCAGGAACUGAAGGAGUCUGCCACGGAGCUGCUGUUUGGGGGCCAUGAAACCACUGCUAGCGCUGCCACAUCGCUGAUUGCCUUCCUUGGGCUCCAUCAUGAUGUCCUGCAGAAAGUGAGGAAAGAGCUGCAGGUGAAGGGGUUACUAUGCAGCCCCAACCAAGAGAAGCAGUUGGACAUGGAGGUCUUAGAGCAGCUGAAGUACACAGGCUGUGUCAUCAAAGAGACCCUCAGGCUGAGCCCUCCUGUUCCUGGAGGAUUUCGAAUUGCACUCAAGACUCUUGAGCUGAAUGGUUACCAGAUCCCAAAAGGUUGGAAUGUUAUUUACAGUAUCUGUGAUACCCACGAUGUGGCAGAUCUGUUUACCAACAAGGAUGAAUUUAAUCCAGAUCGCUUCAUGUCUCCAUCUCCGGAGGACUCCUCUAGGUUCAGUUUCAUUCCUUUUGGUGGGGGCUUGAGAAGCUGCGUGGGCAAAGAGUUUGCAAAAGUCCUUCUAAAAAUAUUUACAGUGGAGCUGGCUCGGAGCUGUGACUGGCAGCUGCUGAAUGGACCUCCUACAAUGAAAACGGGGCCCAUAGUGUACCCUGUGGACAAUCUGCCUACCAAAUUCAUAGGUUUCAGCGGGCAAAUUUGAGAGUUCAACACUUGCCUCCAGAUGGAUUUCUAUAUAACAUCUAAUAUGUACAUAGUAAUUUUUAUAGUAACAAAGGCCUUUAAAUAUUUAAACUUGUAAAUGUACAAUAGUUAUUUAUGUCUUCUAAGUAUUUUAAAUGGCUAUGAUAUUUUUUUCCCAAGCACUACAAUUAUGGAUCUCUGAUUCAUAAUUAGAUAAUAUUAUUUCUAUAGAAAUAAAAUUUCCCCUAUUUAAAAAUCUUAUUGAAAGCUGGCCAGAUAAGUGUUUGAAGACAUUUCACAAUGAUGUACGUAUUAAAUAUUCUCAAAGGAAUUUGAAACAAUGGUAACUAGCUAUUCAUCCAAAUUACCUAAAUUGUUAUUGUUUGAGAAUGUUUUCAGUAUUGUGUCUAGAUCUUACAUUUAAUGUGUGAAUUUUAAGUUUGAUAAUAAAGUUUAUUUUUGAAGAUCCUCUGUAUGAAGAUCUGCCUGUAUGCUAGAGAGUAGCAUAACCAGCUCACACAGGUCUGAAGUGUUUGGAUGUGAAGUUGGAUCUGCUUUUGUGAAUGAGCUGUUUCCUAUUUCUACUGUUCUCAUACCUCUGCCCUACCCUCCCAUCCAACCCGUAUACUUCUAACUUGUGCAUAGUAAAUUGUUGUAACAAUGUGGAGUGAUAGCAAGUGGUAGAGGUCUCUCUUUGCCAGGCAUAUAAUUUUGAGACACAGUAAAUAAGAAGUAAACGGAAGAAGAAUUUGUAACAUAAAGCUUUCUCUAGAACUGGAGAAAAUAGUUUGAGGGGAAAAAAUCCAUAAAGGUUCUCUUCUCCUGUAUUCCUACUGACUUGUAUAAACAGACCACUGGAUUUUGUUCUGUGUUGAGUCUGCAGUCUAUGAAUCUUUACUUAUGAAGGUGUCUCUUAUCAGCUGUUAGAGCAAAUAAAAUCUGCUGUGAUUUCUUGUUAAAAUGCAACAGUUCUGCAUAGGGCAG
Cygnus olor (mute swan) is the source of this 3220-nucleotide messenger RNA. RefSeq names its product cytochrome P450 26A1. The transcript is spliced from 7 exons. Gene Ontology annotation, molecular function: monooxygenase activity; iron ion binding; oxidoreductase activity, acting on paired donors, with incorporation or reduction of molecular oxygen. Bases 774 to 2255 code for a protein of 493 amino acids. Gene Ontology annotation, biological process: sterol metabolic process. Lineage: Eukaryota; Metazoa; Chordata; Aves; Anseriformes; Anatidae. The record is from RefSeq and is a predicted model, not a curated record.